Chironomus riparius is the source of this 213-nucleotide messenger RNA. The record is from the annotation of a GenBank genome assembly. NCBI's taxonomy places the organism in Eukaryota, Metazoa, Arthropoda, Insecta, Diptera, Chironomidae.
AUGUCUAUAAUUCUACAUUUUUUCCAGGUCUACAUCAGAGAAGAAUGUAGAAUCGUAGACAUCUACAUUAAAUCUACAUGUAGACAGAUUCUACAUAUGUCUACAAUUCUACAUUUUUUCCAGGUCUACAUCAGAGAAGAAUGUAGAAUUAUAGACAUCUCCAUCGAAUCUUUAUAUAGACAGAAUCUUUAUGUAGAAAUAAUCUUUGUGUAG